This is a messenger RNA of Sesamum indicum (sesame), 1280 nucleotides long. RefSeq names its product RNA polymerase transcriptional regulation mediator-like protein (gene MED6). Gene Ontology annotation, molecular function: transcription coregulator activity. The record is from RefSeq and is a predicted model, not a curated record. Gene Ontology annotation, cellular component: mediator complex. Gene Ontology annotation, biological process: regulation of transcription by RNA polymerase II. Lineage: Eukaryota; Viridiplantae; Streptophyta; Magnoliopsida; Lamiales; Pedaliaceae.
UUCGAUUUUAAGUAUACACAAUUGACUUUAGAUUACAUUUUAGUACAACCGCAUUAACUACACAGCAAUGGCAACGACGCCGAUGGUCCCACCCGCCGCCGCGUUGGAUGGUGGCGCGCCUCCUCCCCCUGUCGCGGCGCCACCGCCGCCGGGAACAGACAUGACCGGCAUCUGUUUUCGCGAUCAGCUAUGGCUUAAUACAUAUCCGCUCGACAGAAACCUAGUUUUUGAUUACUUUGCACUUUCCCCCUUCUACGAUUACUCUUGCAAUAAUGAGCAGCUUCGCCUCCGUGCUAUUCACCCCCUCGACACUUCUCACCUCUCGAAGAUGACUGGAACAGAGUACAUGUUGAGCGAAGUGUUGGAGCCUCAUUUGUUUGUCUUUAGGAAGCAAAAGAGGGAUGGUCCUGAGAAAGUAACACCUAUGCUAACAUAUUACAUCUUGGACGGAUCAAUAUACCAAGCGCCUCAGCUUUGCAACGUCUUUGCCUCCCGAGUUGGGCGUGCAUUAUACCAUAUAUCAAAGGCUUUUAACACGGCUGCAUCAAAGUUGGAGAAAAUUGGAUAUGUUGAUGCGGAAAACGAGAGUACCUCUUCUGAACCAAAAGCUGCUAAAGAAACCAUUGACUUUAAGGAACUUAAGCGUGUAGACCAUAUUCUUGCUUCACUGCAACGUAAGCUGCCACCUGCUCCACCGCCACCUCCUUUUCCAGAGGGUUAUGCCCCUCCGACUGCAGAAGGAGAGAAAAGCUCGGACACACAGCAAGCAGAGCCACAGGGAGCUGUUGAUCCCAUCAUCGAUCAAGGCCCAUCUAAAAGAAUGAAAUUCUGAUCAGAGAUCUGCUUUGACCUAUUUCAAUCUGAAACCAGGGCAAUCGUCAAAUCAUCAGGAACCAGCUGUUUGCAAAAUGCUGAGCCGUAGAGCCUUUGCUAAGCAAGUCAAUUUUCUUGAUUAUGAUAGUAAUACCCGGUUAGCAAGUGAGCUAUAAGUUUGGUAUAUCCUUGCUAGAUUCUUGUUGCCUUAAGCAUAGUGCAACCGGAAUACUGUAAAAGUUGGAACUAAAAGUGAAACAUAGACAAUCUCUGGGUUUAAGGUUAAGCGACAUUUAGCUGAACGGUACGGUGAACAGCCAGAGCUGAAACCAACUUGAUGUGAUCAUGUUUGAAGGUUUAGCUGGUACACAAUGACAUGACUAUUAGCUCCUUUUGUGUUGGACUUGGUUCUCCAAAGCAAAGAGUGAUAUCUAUACUAUAUAAAAAGAAAUGGCAUUUUUCUAUAA